Messenger RNA from Oncorhynchus gorbuscha (pink salmon), 2573 nucleotides. Its product is annotated as zinc finger protein 883-like. Gene Ontology annotation, biological process: regulation of transcription by RNA polymerase II. NCBI's taxonomy places the organism in Eukaryota, Metazoa, Chordata, Actinopteri, Salmoniformes, Salmonidae. Gene Ontology annotation, cellular component: nucleus. Gene Ontology annotation, molecular function: RNA polymerase II cis-regulatory region sequence-specific DNA binding; DNA-binding transcription activator activity, RNA polymerase II-specific. The transcript is spliced from 2 exons. The record is from RefSeq and is a predicted model, not a curated record. The coding region runs from base 693 to 2069 and encodes 458 amino acids.
GCAACUAAAUCAGCUACCUCGGUAGCUUACUAGCCAACAAUAAACUGAUGCAUUGAAACUCCUUUGAUAAUUUGUAUAUUAAUCUGGUUUUUAAAACAAUUUAAACGUAAUAUGCUUGUUAAAUGUACUACAUUGUUAAGAGUGAUACUGAGCUAAGACUAGACUAGGCUAGUCACUAAUGCUAGCUAACAUCCCUGACCAAUGAGCUAAACUACUCCCCCCCUGCUAAAGAAGCGGAGGUCUGCUGGACAGAGAAAGAAGCUCUGGGGCUGAACAUUGUCGUGGUAGAAGAGGAGGAUAUCACAGUGAAAGGAGAGAAAGAAGAUUUCAGAAUUAAAAAGGAGGAAGUUACAGUGAAAGAAGAGAAGAACCGUUUGGAAUGAAAGAGGAAGAGGGAAUAGAGUAUGUAACAGUGGAAGAGGAGGAGGUAGAAGCUUUCAGAAUGAAAGAGGAGGAUAUCAUAUUGAAAGAGGAGGAGGCUGUUACAGUGGAAGAGGAGGAGAUAGAAGCUUUCAGAAUGAAAGAGGAGGAUUUCAUAUUGAAAGAGGAGGAGGCUGUUACAGUGGAAGAGGAGGAGUAGAAGCUUUCAGAAUGAAAGAGGAGGAGUUACAGUGGAAGAAGAGAAAGAACCGUUUGGAGUGGAAGAGGGGGUAGAGGCUGUUACAGUGGAAGAGGAGAUAGAAGCUUUCAAAAUGGAAGAGGAGGAUAUCAUAUUGAAAGAGGAGGAGGCUGUUACAGUGGAAGAGGAGGAGAUAGAAGCUUUCAGAAUGAAAGAGGAGGCUCCCUCAAUAAAAAAGGAGGACAUUUUGGGAGUGAAAGAAAGGGAAGAAAUUGGGGAGGAGACUGAAGACCUGAUUAACACCAGAGAGAGACCAGACUCUCCCUCUGACAAGAGUCCUUCAGGGGAAACAGACCCAGGGAAGAGGCCUUCAGGGGAACCAGACCCAGGGAGGAGACCUUCAGUGGAACCAGACCCAGGGAGGAGACCUUCAGGGGAACCAGACUUGGGGAAGAGUCCUUCAGGGGAACCAGACUUGGGGAAGAGUCCUUCAGGGGAACCAGACUUGGGGAAGAGUCCUUCAGGGGAACCAGACUUGGGGAAGAGUCCUUCAGGGGAACCAGACUUGGGGAAGAGUCCUUCAGGGGAACCAGACUUGGGGAAGAGUCCUUCAGGGGAACCAGACCUAGAGACUGCCAAACCAGUAGGACGACACUGCUGCCCCCACUGUGGAAGGAAAUUUACCAAGUUACACAACCUAAAAGAGCACGAGAGGACACACACAGGAGAAAAGCCCUUCCAAUGUUCCCAGUGUGGAAAGAGUUUUAGCCGGUUAGACAGCCUGAAAAUGCAUGAAAGAAUUCACUCUGGAGAGAAGCCUUACCAAUGCUCCUAUUGUGUAAUGUGUUUUUCACGAUCACAGGCCCUCAAAAGGCAUGAGAGGACACACACAGGAGAAAAGCCUUUUCAAUGCUCCCAGUGUGGAAAUAGUUUUACCCUGUUGGCACACCUGAAAUCACAUGAGAGGACGCACACAGGAGAAAAGCCUUUCCAAUGUUCCCAGUGUGGAAAGAGUUUUACCCGGUUAAGGACCCUAAUUAGGCACCAAGGAAUACACAAAGAAGGAAGGAAGACCUUCCAUUGCUCUCAGUGUGGAAAGAGUUUUACUGAGUUAUGGGGCGUGAAAAUACACGAGAGAAUUCACUCUACACACAGAGGUGAAAGGCCUUUCCAAUGCUCCCAAUGUGGAAAGCGUUUUACCCAGUUAGGGAACCUGAAUUUACAUAAGAUAAUUCACUCUGGAGAUAAGCCUUACCACUGCUCUCAGUGUGGAAAGAGCUUUAUUCGGUCAUGCCAUCUCAAAGAGCAUGAGAAAACACACACAGGGGAAAAGCCCUUCCAAUGUUCCCAGUGUGGGAAGAGUUUUGCCCGGUUAUGGAACCUAAAAGAGCAUGAGAGGAUACACACAGGAGAGAAGCCCUACCACUGCUCUCAUUGUGGAAAGACCUUUUCCCGAUUAAGGGAACUGAAAUCCCAUUACAUUUCACACACUCUUAUCCAGGGAGAAUAACAAUUGUUGAAUUCACCUUAAAGGUAGCUAGGUGAGACAGCCACACAUCACAGACAUAGUAAGUACGUUUUCCAUUCAUUAAAUAGUUCUCAGUGAAGUCAGGAGGAAAAGACAAGUUCAGGUCAGAUUUAUUGAAGACACUCUUUGAAGGGUCAUCGUGGUUUUCAAGGUUCGUUGUACAUGAGUGAAUAAAGAAGCUCUGUUCUGUCUCUUUUUUUUACUGAGAAUUUGUGUUUUUGUUUAUGCCGCAUGAAAUCAAAUUGUAUGAAUGACAUCAUACAACAAAAUGGCUACUUUUGUUUUAAAAUGUUCUAAUGUGCGUUUUAUUUGAAUUAAUAACAAGUAUUGUAAUUCCAAGAUGGUGUGGUAGUGCAGACGUGGUUUGUCGUCCCCUCCUUUAUUUUUGUAUUUAGUCUUUUUUUGUAUGUAUAUAUAUAUAUACACAUUUAUUUUCAAUAUUUUUGCUAUUUUUAAAUUAAAUAUCCCUUCCGGCAACCCGCCUCA